Fusarium proliferatum ET1 is the source of this 1707-nucleotide messenger RNA. Its product is annotated as related to cystathionine beta-lyases/cystathionine gamma-synthases. Gene Ontology annotation, molecular function: cystathionine gamma-synthase activity; pyridoxal phosphate binding. Bases 1 to 1707 code for a protein of 568 amino acids. Gene Ontology annotation, biological process: transsulfuration. The record is from RefSeq and is a predicted model, not a curated record. Lineage: Eukaryota; Fungi; Ascomycota; Sordariomycetes; Hypocreales; Nectriaceae. The transcript has 5 exons.
AUGAGUCCGACCGGGGUCUACCCCGAUUCCCUCCGAGCACUCCCUUUGCAUCAACCGCACAUCUAUCCACCUGGAGCACCUCACCUCUUCGCUCCCAACCUGGCAGGACGUCAGAGAUAUUGCGCUCGCAGACAGGACGAUGUUGGGACUCAAUUGACUACAGCUACCCAAGGUAUCAAAAGGCUCUUCAUCUGCCUCCCUGUCCGAUCGCUCGCCAAACUUGUCAUAGAACGGUUAACAUCCGUGGACCUUCCGGACUGCUAUACCUUUCCAUCUUCUGAUGACGUAGACGACUACGUCGCACAAUUACGGCACAAGAACAUGGCCGCCGAACACGUCCGUUUUCGCUCUCCAGCACCACAGCCAGUGGACUCAGAGAAUACAACUAUGUACCUUGCGUUCUCGGCGUUAUUAGUUGACCCCAAGUCCAGAGCACACGUAAUGGAUAUCUGGGUAAACGAAGGCACUGGCAUUACCACACGACACGCCGAAUACUGCUUGAAUCAUUUUGACGAACUCAGUUCAACCUCCCCUCUGCCUCAGUUCAACACACCGGCUGCAAGGGUGCCUUCCCAUGACCCAUACUCUGCAGAGUGGAUUUACCGUGGCGCAUCGGAUCUUGCAGGCCUGCAACAUUAUAUCGCUCGCUUGGCGACCUCUGAGGGACCAGUGGAAAAGGCUGUAAUGCCCGAAGACGUCUUCAUCUUUCCCAACGGGAUGAACGCAAUUUACAACGCUUCUGAAGCACUCGCGAUUAACAAUCCAGAUACAUGCGUUGUCACCUUCGGACAAUCACCAAUCUUCGUCGGGGACAAUGGGCAGAGGUCAUACCCUUCAGACUGGGCCGUGAGAGAGGACUUGGAUCAGCUUGAGCAAAUGUUGUACCGCAAUGAGAAGCAGAUUUAUGCUGUCUUCUGUGAGCUACCGAGUAACAUCAAGUUGACUUCGCCCAACCUCAAAAGAAUCCGAGAUUUAGCAAGAGAAUAUGAUCUCGUCGUCGUUUGCGACGAAACAGUUGGCAACUUUGUCAACGUCGACAUCUUGCCAUAUGUCGAUAUCAUAACGACGAGUUUGACCAAAAUGUUCAGUGGAGCAGCAAACGUGACAGGAGGAAGCGUCAUUAUCAAUCCAAAUUCUCGUCACUAUGGGAAGCUACUCGAGUCCAUCAAAAGUCGAUAUGAAACGGUGUUUUGUUUCCCCAAAGACAUUUCCGUCCUCAGACAAAACUCAGAGAACCUAGUGGAAAGGGUGCAGAGAGCCAACAGAAAUACUAUGAAGCUGCUCAUGAAUAUUCUCACCACUCACCAUUCAAUUGCUCGCGUCAACUAUCCAUAUUACGACCCAGACUUCGACAACUACGACGGGGUCCGCCGACUCAAUGGAGGAUAUGGCAAUGUCUUCAGUUUGGUAUUUCGCAACCGGGGAACUGCUGAGCACUUUUACGACCAUUUGGAUGUUUGCAAAGGUCCGAGCUUCGGCACCAACUUCACAAUCGCGAUUCCUUUUGUCCAGCUGUCAGCAUACAAUGAGCAGGAAAAACUCGAAAAGUACGGUCUUCCGAAACAUACCAUCCGGAUCAGUGUCGGGCUUGAGGAUUACAAACUGAUCCGUGCUAAGUUGAAGGAGGCAUUGAAAGAAGUUGAAAAGUUCGAGGUGAGUCCUGGGUCUGCGUACUAUGCCAUUAGGGAUCAGGCCAUAGAAGAGUAG